GGGUUUGGGUAUUGGGAUGUGAUGCUGAUGAGUGAGGCGAGGUGUUUUUCCUCUUCAAACACGCUCCCGCCAAAGACACGAAGGUGCGUUUGUGGUGUUUUUGCUGUUUGGAAGAAGCAAAGGGAUGAGUGCUGUGAACAUCACCAACGUCACCGUCCUCGACAACCCUGCUUCCUUUCUCACUCCCUUUCAGUUCGAGAUUUCCUACGAGUGUCUCGCCGCUCUCAAAGACGGGAACGAACAUAAUCCAAAUUAUCAUGGCACAUUUGGGUCUAAAAGUUGUAAUAAAGAUUUGGAAUGGAAGCUCAUAUAUGUUGGAUCUGCUGAGGAUGAGACCUAUGAUCAAUUAUUAGAGAGCGUCCUUGUUGGUCCCGUCAAUGUUGGGAACUAUCGCUUUGUUUUACAGGCAGAUCCACCAGAUCCAUCAAAAAUUCGUGAAGAAGAUAUAAUUGGUGUCACGGUGCUUCUGUUGACAUGCUCUUAUCUGGGUCAGGAAUUUAUUCGUGUUGGCUAUUAUGUGAACAAUGAUUAUGAUGAUGAGCAGCUGAGAGAAGAACCUCCACCAAAGGUUUUAAUUGAUAGGGUUCAAAGGAACAUUUUGUCCGAUAAACCAAGGGUCACAAAGUUCCCCAUCAAUUUCCACCCUGAGAACAACGAAAAUGAAGAGCAACCCCCUACAUCUGAGCACCCAUCUGAAACUGGAGAAGAUCCACUUGCCUUAGUUGAUCGUGAUCCUCCAGAUGAGAAGGGUUCUUAACAUUUUGUAGGUAUACAGACCUUUCAAUUCCUAAAUCUCCAACAUUACAUUCACUGUAUGGGUUAUGAUGCCGCUUUUGUGAAUCUCUGUUCGAUGAUGUGAAUGAGAUUUGAGUUCUUUUGGGAGUAGGGGCCAUGUAGCACUAGGUUCAAAAUGUUUGUAAUGUAUGAAAACAAGUUUCUUUGAAUGAAGUUUUGCAAUGCAAACCCGACUUUAUGGAUUA
Messenger RNA from Cajanus cajan (pigeon pea), 980 nucleotides. Its product is annotated as histone chaperone ASF1B. NCBI's taxonomy places the organism in Eukaryota, Viridiplantae, Streptophyta, Magnoliopsida, Fabales, Fabaceae. Gene Ontology annotation, cellular component: chromatin; nucleus. Gene Ontology annotation, biological process: DNA replication-dependent chromatin assembly. The record is from RefSeq and is a predicted model, not a curated record. Gene Ontology annotation, molecular function: histone binding.